This is a messenger RNA of Neohortaea acidophila, 1269 nucleotides long. RefSeq names its product UbiA prenyltransferase family-domain-containing protein. NCBI's taxonomy places the organism in Eukaryota, Fungi, Ascomycota, Dothideomycetes, Mycosphaerellales, Teratosphaeriaceae. Gene Ontology annotation, cellular component: mitochondrial inner membrane. The record is from RefSeq and is a predicted model, not a curated record. Gene Ontology annotation, molecular function: 4-hydroxybenzoate polyprenyltransferase activity. Bases 1 to 1269 code for a protein of 422 amino acids. The transcript has a single exon. Gene Ontology annotation, biological process: ubiquinone biosynthetic process.
AUGUCGACAUCCUUGGUCACUGCGCCUCUGCGCGCUGCAGCGUUUCGUCUCUCGCGGCCAUCCUCGUUCGCGAAGACUUCGAUUCAGCUUCGGCAGCGGAGUGUCAGCUGUAGAGUAUCUCGAGGGAGCUCAUCACAUCGUGAUUCAAACUCUUUCGCGAUCGUCACCAAUGCGGCAAUCACCCCAGCACAUGCAUGGCCACGAACCGCCAGUGUCAGCACAACCAUUCGUCUAGCAACGUCACCUCCAUCCUCUUCUGCAUCAGAUCCGCCAAAGCCCGCAAUCUACCAGCCACCCACCACCGGCCUCAUCUCUCACCUUCCCUCCGCCUUCAUCCCGUAUGCGGAACUCAUCCGCCUCGACAAGCCCACGGGAACUUACUACCUCUUCUUACCCUGUUUGUUCAGCACACUCCUCGCCGCUCCACUCGCUACACCAAUCGCCUCGGCGUCCACGGUUGUCACCACCAGCGCUCUCUUCUUCCUGGGCGCAUUGAUUAUGCGAGGUGCCGGGUGCACAAUCAAUGACCUCUGGGAUCGCAAUCUCGAUCCUCACGUGGAAAGGACGCGGCUUCGGCCGAUUGCCCGAGGAGCAGUGAGCGUGCAGCAAGCAAUUCCCUUCCUCGGAGCGCAGUUGCUGGCAGGGUUGGGCGUGCUGUUGAGCUUACCCACCCAGUGUCUCUGGUAUGGGAUUCCAAGCCUACUACUCGUAACCACCUAUCCUCUGGCCAAACGCGUAACCAACUACCCACAAUUCAUCCUUGGACUGACCUUUUCAUGGGGCGCUUUCAUGGGCUUCCCAGCGCUAGGCAUCGACCUCUUGGCCCCCGAGAAUCUCCAUCUGACGCUAUCUGCCGGAUGCUUAUAUGCAAGCUGUGUGGCGUGGACGGUGGUGUACGACAUGAUCUACGCCUACCAGGACAUUCGCGACGACGUCGCUGCAGGCAUCAAGUCCAUUGCACUGGCGCAGCAAGCGCAAGCCAAAGCCUUUUUGAGUGCGGUGGCGGUGUUGCAGGUGGGACUCUUGGCAGGUGCGGGUGUAUUUGCGGGCGCAGGACCGGUAUUCUUUGUCGGCAGCUGUGGCGGUGCAGCUGCUACGCUAGCUUAUAUGAUCCGCACGGUGGAUCUGCAUAGCGUGCAGGACUGCUGGCGAUGGUUCAAGAACGGAGCGUGGGUCACUGGUGGCGCCAUCACCGUAGGACUACUGGGUGAAUAUUGGGUAAGAUGCGAGCAAUUGGGGGAGAUGGAGAGGACGCUGAUUGAUGAGUGA